CCGUCCGUUAUGAGGGGAACAUGCUAUCAACGCCAUAGUCUGGGAUACAUUUAGGAAGCGGAAGCCAAAAGCUUGACGCAGGAUGCGCCAUCUUUAUGUAGGGAGAACUAGGAUGUGACGUAGAAUCUCAUGGUUGUUAUGGUGACGGUAGACGCCGCGAUUCUGGGGAGUAGGGAGUAGAUCAUACACAGAGGGUUUCCUGGACAUCCUGCCAUGUCCAUCACAUCCAUCUCUAUCAGUCUGCCUGACAGCACUUCCGUAGAGUCACUGCCACCAAGGAAAGAUCAAGCAGAAGUGACACACAAGAUUGAUAUUGGCGUUGCUGCUAUUCGAAUUCAAAGAGCAUGGAGGUGCCACCGCAACAAACAGAUUUUUAGACUCCUCAAACAUGCAGCCAGGGCGGCGGAAACCUUUGCAACAUAUGAAAUCCUCAAGAAAGUCAGUCCCCUGGAAGCUGAAUUACUAAAAGAUCCUGGGAUGCAGUGUAAAAUAAGAUUCCGAUUUGCAGGCUAUGAAUUUCCACCAUUCAUUGUUUUUAAGAUUUUCCACAAUUCUGGGGGCCAUGGAAACCGGUAUAUCACUGGAAAGAGAAUAAUUAUCCCUUCAAGUGAGGCUGCCACCGAUGCUUGCAAAUUGAUGGGACACCGUGUGUAUUAUGAGCAAAUGAUUUGUGAUCAGCUUGAAUAUGAGAAAUACAGAAUAACAGAUGUUGUGGAUGUGGCAACCUUUAAAGAUUACAUGCAAUAUACAAGUCACCUUGAUGAGACUCCAGCUCAUCAAGGAGGGAGGGAGAACUGCUGGAGAAGAUUAUCAUUGAAAAAUAUGCCAAGGACAACCAUCAUGUAUGACAUAGUGGACUAUGCAGAAUCCGGAAUCCUGUCCAGUAGACUCAAAGAGGAAAUGAAGCUUCUCCUUCAGUUACCUUACACUGAAGAUGUACAGCGCCAACAGCUUAUUGCUGUCACACAAGUCAGAUCACCCGUGCCACCCCCAUCAUCAGCCAUUUCGACCCACUUCUCAUCUCUCUAUUCUUUGGCACCAAGAAAUUCAUCCCGACGAUCAUAUAAGGCUCGCCUAAAAGUAGCAAAAAUGAAGAGAAUUUAUGGUCCAGGAAAAGAACAGGAUCAGGAUGAUACAAGAGUUGUCAGCCAACAGCUAUCCUUAGGGCAACAACAGCAAUCAAACCAGGUUAUGUUUUCUGAUGAUGACUGGGAUGAAGAAGCAGAAAAACUUUAUGCUUGGAGUCAAAGCCUGUCUUUGGAAGAAUCUGUAUUGCCAUCCCCUGUACACCUGUAAAAGCUCUUAUAAUUUCAUUUCUACAAUCAGGUGUGAACUGUGUAAAUGAUAUUGAAUAUAUUCUAUUGUGUACAAUUGAUGAUUAGAUUGUGCCUUUUGAUAGGCUCUUCUGUUAUCUUUCUUUUGGCAAAAUAGGUGAUCUGUACAGAGAUAUAGGAAGAUAAAAUAUGGGGUUACAUAUGUUGUGGUUAAUGCAGCACAGGUGUCCCACACAACAUAGGUUGUCCCAGUUAAGUGUGUAAAGUGUGUGGGCAUUUGAAAUCAUAUAAAAAGAACAUUUAUUGGGGGAUAUUUAUCAUAGCCUGGUGGUGUAUGAUGUGCUGCCACUAUAGCUACUGAUUGGUUGCAGCUGUCACAAGCCGUUUAAGGCUAUGUCUCCUCUGCAGCCAUUUAAACAGACCAGAGGUGAGGACUUGAGCGGCAGAGCUUGAAACGGCUGUGAAUUAAGGAGUAAGUAUAUGAUAAUUUAUUACUUUAACAUAUUUAAGGGCUUUAUUGAGCUUUUGAAAAAAAAGUCAGUCACACAACUCCUUUAAAGUGUAACGGUCAUAUUUGAGCUUUUCCCUUAGUUACGGCUGUUUUGAACCCAAUAAUAUGAGGGUCUUCUCAAAAUGGCCCCUCUACCAUUUCUCAGAGGCCAAAACUCCCUCCCUCAUUUCAUAUACACACUUGCUUUAGCCAGCAUCUUCCUGCCAGCCAAUCAGAUUGGAUUACUGAGAGACACGCCUCCUCACUCUGAAGCCUAAUGCAGGCAUGCAGUUUGGAGGACCGCCCCUCUGUCUUCUGUUCACAUUGAAGGGAAGACAGAAAAUCCCUAGCAAUGGUCUUUUAAGGGACCAGUGGACAUUAAUGAAAGCUGUUAUAAGGCAAUUACAGAUCUUUUAGCAAUCAUUGACAGACUAACUCAGGUAUACAUGCCUAGCUCUACUAAACUAGCAUUAAAAAAAAAAAAAAAUAUGACAGUCACACUUUAAGACCACUAUUAUUUGCCUCAUACAUCUUUCUCUUCUCAUAUUACCCCAUCAACAACCGUCCAGCACACAGAGCGUUUGCCUAAGUAACGUGAACAGUUUAGGUUUUCUUUUUUCUUUCUUUUUAUUUAUUUAUUCAGGCACACAUUCUGAGGACUGGGUAAGUCGGCUCCUGUGCUGCACAACUAUUGAUAUGUAGUCUUAUGAUCUUAAUCUUAGCUCUCUAGGCACCUAUCCAUAUAACUUACAAAUAAAUGGAAAUAGGUCAGUUUGACUACCCCCUCUCCCAGUUUACACAAUAAUAAAUCCUUUGUACUUACCAUGGCUCAGGCUCUUUACUGCUUCCAAACAUCAUGGUACAGAAGACAUAGAUGAUCAGCUAUAAGAAAGAACUAACAACUUGCAAUGUGCUUGAAGACUAAAAAUUUUAUUUACAUCUCUUUAUACACAACUGUACAUAGUUUAUAAUAAAACAAUAUUAAGAUACCCAUCCAAAACAAGUUUCAAAGAGUAAAACAUUUAUAAAAAAAGUUAGAAUCUUUAUUAUGUCAAGCUCUACUAAUUAGCCCUGGAGGAGAGUUUUUCAGUGGUACAUUUCCAGAAAACAUCUCAGAACAUGGCUUAGUCACUGAACAGUUAAAAAAUGGUAAAUUUUUUUGUUUAUUUUUUUUAUUUAUCUGCCUCACUCUUGGUACAAUAAUUAACAUUGGGUUGAAAAGUAUCACUAAGGGAUACUUGUUACAUAUUUUUUAGUUCCCAUUUAGUAGUACAGAGGACCAAGAAGUGGCAUAGCUCUUCCUGGCUAUAUGUAUUGUAUGAAGUAAUAAAGUACUGUGAUUACAGCAGCCUCUGCGCCAGUUCAAGCACUUUUGUAGAAGUGAACUAAUAGCGAAUAUUAAUUCAGAAGACCGAGAAAUUGGUAAAUCUUAAAAUUAUAAACUGCCCAGUGAGAUCUUUGAGAUUAGAUAGAUAGAUCUAGGCCAAGACAAUGAUAGGUUAUAUUCUGAUGAAAUGAAAACACCAUACAUUACGCGCAUAGAUACAUUUUCUUUUAGUUAGUUCAGAAUAUGGAUAAUACAUAGGUUAUAAAUGUACAGUAGAUAAUAUAGUUUAAUAUCUGUCAUGCAGUGUUUGCAUUCAUUUAUGGAUUUGAGCAACUGUGUCCGUCAACACAGAAUCUUUACAAAUCAUAAAUGUUACAGAGAUUUAAUAAUAUUUGAUCAUGAACAAGAACGUCCAUGGGAUAAAUCAAGAGUCUGCUGCUGUAGAUCGAUUUAUUUAAAGCUUUACCGCUAAAAUCGAGUAAAAAUAGAACAGUCACAUAACCCACAAAAUUUAAAUCAGGGGAGCCACACAGGAUCCAAAAGGGGGGGGCGGGCAACCACCCCAAACAAACUUAUACAACAAAUCCUGUGGCUACAACUCCACUCAGAUGAA
This is a messenger RNA of Bufo gargarizans (Asiatic toad), 3704 nucleotides long. RefSeq names its product chromosome 3 CXorf58 homolog (gene C3HXorf58). The transcript has 9 exons. The record is from RefSeq and is a predicted model, not a curated record. Bases 214 to 1296 code for a protein of 360 amino acids. NCBI's taxonomy places the organism in Eukaryota, Metazoa, Chordata, Amphibia, Anura, Bufonidae. Gene Ontology annotation, molecular function: protein binding.